ACCAAAACGGCCCGUGAUCAGGUGAGGCUGUAAAUCCCGCCCUCGGCCGCGCGGAGGAUGGUGUCUGACUGUAGCCUCGUUGGUGGAGCUCGCUAGCGCCAGAGGUUUCACAAAAAACAUGACGUCGACCCGCAGAAAACACGACCUCCCGCGUGUCUGCGUGCUCACCUCUUUAAUCUACCUGCUGUGUUCCACCUGUACCGGACACGGGCUCGUGCCCGGGAACAAAACGGCCUCCUAUCACCCCACGUUGAGGCGGAGUCAUCCGAGCGCGAGGCAAAAAGGCGCGCAGCACCACCGGCCCCUAACAGACGAGCAGAAAGCGGAUCAGAACCUGCAGUUCAUGUUGAGCUUGUACCGGAGCGCAGCGGAACCGGACGGCAGGCCCAAACAGCACCGGAAGUUCGGCUCCAACACGGUGCGGCUACUGAGACCGACAGCGUCCACAGUGAACUACCUACCGGCCUCUAGAGGUGAGACUGGAUCAGACAAGAUCUGUCAGAUACUAAAAUCGAAAGAAGUUUAGAUCUACUCCACUGACUUUUGAGGCAUUGAACUUUUUGUUUAAAGAGAUUUAAGAGCAUUUCUAAAAAGUUUUAUUGACAAAGCAAUGAUGGGUAUUGUACUUAGGAAAGUCAGGAGAGUAUCAGCUGGUGGUGACAAGUAAGGAAGUGACUUUUUAUUAGAAAACAGUGCAAAUCUAAAAAUUAAAAUGUCACAAAUAAUGUCAACUAAACAAGUGGACACUGUCACCCUUGCUAGCCAGCUCCAAAAUUUCUAGCCAACUACAGUUUUUACCUUUUGUACACCUCAAGUGGUCACCCUUACAGGAUGUUUUAGCCACCUUCCACAAACUAUUCACUAGUUUACACCUAGGGCUGGGCGAUAAAACAUCCAAAAUUAAUUCCCCUCGAUAUCAAUAUAAAUCAUUGUCAAUAUCCUUUUCAAUAGUCGACAUUCUGCCGUGUUUUGGUUGACUAUACAAAUAGCCAGUGAAAAGGGGAGUUGCCCCGGGUCCACUUCACGCUGAACCAAUCAUGUGAUGAAUAAGAACCAAGUAGCAAACAACUGCGUGGUAGCAGACUGCAGCUACACCCAACCAUAGCACUUUAACACGUGAAACCGACAGCACUGUUGGUGGAAAAAAGAAAAUGAGUGCUACCCCCAGCAGAAAUAAAGAUGAAGGCUCAACAGAAGACGACAACACUGGCACGAAAACGUCGGUGGUGUGGAGGUAUUUUGGUUUUUCGAGGUCGGACAUAAUGCAGAGUAGUGUGCACUUUAAUUUAUGUCGAGUACAUGUUCUGGCAAAGUCGGGGAAUACCUCAAAUCUUUUUCACCACCUGAAGCAGUGCCACGCGGAAUGGCAAGCGCAAUGCAAAAGGUUACAAAUCCCGAGCGGGGCAAGGAACCCUGUGCGGCCGAAACAGCCGACCAUUCUGCUUUCUCUAGAGCAACGCCUUACGACAAAACGCCAGAGGCACAAAGACCACACAGAUGCAGUCGCUUAUUGUAUUGCAAGAGACAUGCUACCAAUAAGCACUGUUAAAUUUCAUUCUCUAUAUCGCGAUAUAUAUCGACAUCGACUGAUAUGAAAAAAAAAAUAUUGUGAUCAUCUUUUUCCCAUAUGGCCUAGCCCUAUGUAUACCGUAAAGCUAUCUUGCGCCACUAUAAAAAUGCUUGCCUCUCAACAUGGUUUUAAGCUCUGAUCUUGCAAAUGUGAGAUCUUUAGCUGUCUUGCAAUGACGCAACAUGAUGGAUGUGACCAUUCUCUGCCCUUUUUUCAGACCAUCACUACAGCUUCACAGUUCAGUACAACCUUGACACUCUCCCCUCGGAGCAGCUUGUCAAAGCCUCAUUCAUCCACCUCCGAUCUUCUUCUUCCACCUCUUCAACCGCCUCGAACCCCAGCGACAGCACCCAGGUCCUUCCACCUCCCCGCUGCAGGGCUCAGAUCACCGCGCUGGGCAGAGAGAGCCUGGUGACCCUGGAGCCCCAUGAGCAGUGGACGGAGACGGACAUCACCAGGCACGUCCAGCAGGGGAACUACCGGGACACGGGGGGACAUUUAACCCUCACUGCCCAGUACUGGUGCACUGACCCUGGGUAUGCCGAUGAGGAUGAUGGCCUGUCUGGGCGGUGGACUCAAGGGAAGAAAAGAUGGACAGGCGAGCCUCACGUUGAGGUCCCGUCUCUGCUUUUAUACCUGGAGGAGGAGCGGGAGGUGGGGGACUGGAUGGGGGAGUUGCUGGGGGCUGAGGGGGAGAACAUCAUGAGGCGACUACGACCGUGGCAUCCCCCAUUCCGAAGUCGGCGCCACUCCAAAGACCCGCAGUUAUCAGAGCCGAAAGAUCCCUCACUUGACGCUCUGAAAAACGCACCGCCUUCCUCCUCUAUGUCGUUCUCCACCUCCCCCUCUUCCACCUCCAUCCUCUCCGAGAUCCCGAGCUACAAACACAAAACCGGCACGCCAAAAAACCGCUGCAAGCUCCACUCUUUCCGCCUCUCCUUCGACGAGCUCGGCUGGGGUCACUACUUCAUCGCCCCGCCCGUGUACAACCCUCGCUUCUGCAAGGGGAACUGCCCGAGGGUGCUCCACUACGGCUACCACUCCCCGCAUCACGCCAUCAUCCAGACUGUCAUCAACGACCUGGGCGUGGGCGACGUCCCGCCACCGUCCUGCGUGCCGUACAAAUACAUGCCCAUGAGCGUACUGGUGAUGGACAAGAAGAAGGUGGAGUACAAGGAGCUGGAGGACAUGGUGGCCGAGUCGUGCACGUGCCGAUAAAGACUUGAGGAAAGAGACGCACUGAGGCGGAUUUGACGGGUGUCUGAAACCACUACAACUCAAACCACAAUGAUCCGGAGACUGGAAGGAGGAAGUUGAUGUGGUUUCAGGUUAUCACCGCGUCUGUGAAAGCACUUUAAAGCGGCCUGUGAGGAACUGUGGGGUCUGCAGACGGAGAGACGUCUAUUUACUGUAUUUUUGUUUCUGUGAGUGGUUUAAAGCACUGUUCGGACUUUUGAACGUUCUGGUUGAUCAUGUUCUGAUCACUUUUGCACCUUUAGAAUGGAAUCAGUCGUAUUAGCCCAAUGAGAGAUGUCAUAAUGAGUAGUAAAAAAGUAAAAAGGACAUCAUGGGAGACUAUUGGAAAUAAAAAAUUUAUCUAAAGAAAAAAAUCCAGAAAAAUAAAACAACUCAUGUCACCAGAUUAGACUAGGAUUAGGAUUAGGACUAGACCAGGAAAGCACGGCCGUAUGAUUAACUUUUCUGUCUUGUUACUAUCUGUGUUUUGGUUUAUUUCUCUUUAUCGUUUUAUUUAAAAGAAAAAAUCUGAAUUUGUCACCUUUGAUGACUGAAAUCCAGGGGAAAAAAAGUGCAAUUUUUAUUACGAGUGAAAAUGAAUAAUAAAAUAAAUGCAUGUUUUCUAAAGCCUAA
Molecule: messenger RNA, 3439 nt
Organism: Xyrichtys novacula (pearly razorfish)
Lineage: Eukaryota; Metazoa; Chordata; Actinopteri; Labriformes; Labridae
Source: the annotation of a GenBank genome assembly